Enhydra lutris kenyoni (northern sea otter) is the source of this 361-nucleotide messenger RNA. RefSeq names its product cytochrome c oxidase subunit 6B2. Bases 1 to 267 code for a protein of 88 amino acids. The record is from RefSeq and is a predicted model, not a curated record. Gene Ontology annotation, cellular component: mitochondrial crista; mitochondrion; respiratory chain complex IV. The transcript is spliced from 3 exons. Lineage: Eukaryota; Metazoa; Chordata; Mammalia; Carnivora; Mustelidae.
AUGUUGGAUGUCGAUUCCCAGAAGCCCCCCAAGGGGAAAUGGUCGACACCGCCCUUCGACCCGCGCUUCCCCAACCAGAACCAGACCCGAAACUGCUACCAGAACUUCCUGGACUACCACCGCCGCGUCAAGAGAAUGAACCGCCGCGGCAAGAGCACGCAGCCCUGCGAGUAUUACUUCCGCGUGUUCCACUCGCUGUGCCCCAUGAGCUGGGUGCGGCGCUGGACCGAGCAGAUCCAGGACGGGACCUUCGCCGGCAAAAUCUGACGGCCUGAGAGCCGCUCCUCCGAACGAUCAGCGCACUGACCCCGCGUCCUGGCGUCUCCCGGAGCCCCGGCCCCGGCUGUACGCUCCCCAGUCU